GGAUGCCUGCCUGCAAAUUUACUCCAAGCAGCUCUUCAGCCUGAUCGAACACUCUUCAACGUGUUCUCCCCAUAUGCAAUUGGGUUCCUGUGGCCAUGGCUUGAACUACCUACUGUGUCUCGGCGGCAGACUCACGAGUGUCCUCUUUCCACCCAACUAGCAGGCAACCACUCGGCCGGGGACCCUCUCCUGAUCGAACUUCGCCAUACGCGCGACAGCCUCCUGAACCUCAUAUACUCUACGUGGCAGGAUACACGUCUCAACAAGCAAUAAGGAUUCAUCAGCAAUGCGCUCGAUGAUGCUCCUCUCUGCACACCAGAUGCCUUUCGACGUAUCCUGAUACCUGAGUUUCACGCGAUGCGACUUUUGAAAUUCGACGGUGAUGGUCAGCUGAGCCUGACCAAAGACUUGAUCGAUGACAUUCCACACUACGCGAUCCUCUCCCAUACGUGGGGAGCAGAUGAUGAAGAAGUGACCUUCAACGAUCUGAAAGAUGGAUCUGGCAAGAGGAAGGCUGGGUACGAAAAGAUUCGGUUCUGUGGAGAGCAAGCUCGGAAAGACAAACUAGAAUACUUCUGGGUGGACACAUGCUGCAUCGACAAAGCUAACCAUGCCGAACUCGCAGAGGCUAUCAUCUCGAUGUAUGCCUGGUAUCGUGAUGCCGAAAAGUGUUAUGUAUACCUCUCGGAUGUUUCGGUAGGGGUCGUUGACAAGAACCGCCAGCCCGAGCAGAUAUGGGAAGCAGAGUUUCGGAAGAGCCGGUGGUUCACACGGGGCUGGACACUUCAAGAACUCCUUGCUCCUAAGUCAGUGGAGUUCUUUGCCCGAGGAGGAGCAUGGCUUGGUGAUAAGCAUACACUGCAGCGGUUGAUCCACAAGACGACCGAGAUUCCCCUCACGGCACUCCGCGGCGUCCCUUUGCUUACGUUCAGCGUGGAGGAGCGGAUGCGAUGGACAGCAAAACGGAACACCAAAAGAAAGGAAGACAAGGCGUACUGCCUCCUGGGGAUUUUUAACGUGUUCAUGCCUCCAAUGUACGGUGAAGGGGAGAACGCAUUCAUUCGGCUCCAAAGCGAGAUCGAUAAGCUCUCAGGGAGUAAGGUCGACUCGAACAAGGUACCCAGAGCCCGAGAUGCUCGCCCGGUCUGGCAUAUCCCUUUUAGCCAAACAUCAGAAUUUGUUGGCCGCACAUAUCAGCUUCAACAUCUCAAACAAAAGGUUGAGGAAUUCGGUCGCAGCCAAAUCGUAUCUAUACUCGGUUUAGGAGGUGUAGGCAAAAGUCGCUUGGCGUUAGAGCUAGUCUACCAAAUCCGGUCGGAACACCCACAGUACUCACACUUCUGGAUCGAAGCCACAGAUAGAUUAACAUUUGAAAGGGAUAUGCUCGAGAUCGGGAAGCAGCUUGGAAUUCCGGGGAUUGAAGACGACAAAGCAGACGUCAAAACGCUAGUUAAGGAACGGCUCACCCAUUCUUCAGAGGGCCGAUGGCUCUUGAUCCUCGAUAACGUUGAUGAUGAGGCGAUCUGGGUAAAGAGAUUGGAUCCCACCGAUGGGAAGUCCACACUCGUGGAGUGGUUGCCAAGCUCAAGUAAUGGCGCCAUCAUCAUCACCACCCGAUCACGCCGUGUAGCUAGCCAUCUCGCUGGAAGAGAGGUGACCGAAUUGCUGGAGAUGUCACUGGAUGAAGCCAGAACAAUGUUCACGAACGCCUUGGAGAAGCCUGAGAUGGCUGCGGACAAGAACGUAACGUCCAUCUUGCUUGACAGGUUGACCUAUCUCCCGCUGGCCAUAAUCCAGGCUGCCUCUUAUAUGAACAUGACUCAAGAGCCUUUGAAGACUUACCUGGAACUCAUGGAUGAACCUGAAGAUGAAGUGAUCAGGUUAUUGAGUGAGGAUUUUGGCGACCGAUCUCGAUAUUCCAGUGCCCAUAAUCCGGUCGCCACCACCUGGCUUGUCUCGUUCAAUCAAAUUCGCCAAUAUCAUCCAUUAGCUGCGCAGUUUCUCAGCUCGAUGGCUUGCCUUCGUGAAAAAAGUAUUCCAAAGUCUCUGCUGCCGGAAGUCGGAUCCAAGAAGGAUGCUGUGGAUGCCCUUGCCACGCUGAAGGGAUACUCCUUUGUGACGGAGCAGAUGGGGAACGAAGGUGGGACAAACCAUGAGGCAUUGUAUGACAUGCAUCGACUGGUUCAUCUUGCUGCACGAAAUUGGCUCAGGAAGGAAGGUACGCUUGGUGAUUGGAAGAGGGCCAGUAUUGCACGACUCGCCCAGCUAUUCCCUUCCGGAGACCAUCAGUCCAAAGAUGUUUGGACGGUUUAUUUACCGCACGCUCAGAGACUUUGUGAAGAUGACGUGAUUGAAGAUCUUCCUGAGCGGUCCCGGCUUCUCGAAAAGAUGGGUCUGUGUCUCUUUGCCGAUGGGAAGUACGGUGAAGCUGUGGAGGCACAAAUGGCAGUGGUGCACUGGAGGGAGAGCAAGUUGGGAAUGUCCGAUGAGGAGACAUUACGGGCCUACAACAACCUUGGCGAGGCAUUGAACUGGAAGGGUGAUCACCGUGCGGCAGAGAAGCACUUUCAGCAGGCUUUUCAGAGACAGAGGGACGUCGUUGGAGCGGAGCAUCCCUCGACGCUGACCAGCAUUGCCAACCUGGCGUCGACGUACCGGAAUCAAGGUCGAUGGAAGGAGGCGGAAGAGCUGGAGGUGCAAGUGAUGGAGACUUCGACGAGGGUGCUGGGGGCGGAGCAUCCCUCGACGCUGACCAGCAUGGCUAACCUAGCGUCAACGUUUUGGAAUCAAGGUCGAUGGAAGGAGGCGGAAGAACUACAGGCUAAAGAGUUAGACAUAUGUUCGAGGGUGCUAGGGGCGGAGCAUCCCUCGACGCUGACCAGCAUGGCUAACCUAGCGUCGACGUUUUGGGAUCAAGGUCGAUGGAAGGAGGCGGAAGAGCUGGAGGUGCAAGUGAUGGAGACUUCGACGAGGGAGGCGGAAGAGCUGGAGGUGCAAGUGAUGGAGACUUCGACGAGGGUGCUAGGGGCGGAGCAUCCCUCGACGCUAACCAGCAUUGCUAACCUAGCGUCGACGUUUUGGGAUCAAGGUCGAUGGAAGGAGGCAGAAGAGCUGGAGGUGCAAGUGAUGGAGACGAGGACGAGAGUGCUAGGGGCGGAGCAUCCCUCGACGCUAACUAGCAUUGCUAACCUAGCGUUGACGUUUUGGGAUCAAGGUCGAUGGAAGGAGGCGGAAGAGCUAGAUGUGCAAGUGAUAGAGACGAGGACGAGGGUGCUGGGGGCGGAGCAUCCCGACACGCUGACCAGCAUUGCUAACCUGGCGUCGACGUACCGGAAUCAAGGUCGAUGGAAGGAGGCGGAAGAGCUGGAGGUGCAAGUGAUGGAGACGAGGACGAGGGUGCUGGGGGCGGAGCAUCCUGACACGCUGACCAGCAUGGCCAACCUAGCCUACACGCUAAAAGACCAAAACCGCGAUGACGAAGCUACACAGUUGAUGACUUCCUGCAUGGAAACAAUGGGAAAGGUACUCGGUCCUUCGCACCCUGACACCCAAAGCGCAGCGAAUACUCUGGUGGCAUGGCUAAGCACGGGCAGUGACACUGGCUUAGAUCAAGAGGUCCAAAGUGCUCACCCAGAAUCUGCAUGCGAUGAACUAGAGGCCUUGGGCUACAUGUUGGUGGAUUUUGCAAAGGGGAAACUCUCCUGGCAACAUAUCCGAACCCAAGGCGUAAGGGAGGGCGACCACCUGACCCUGCGUAUCUUGCUUCUGAUGGAAACGACCAGUGCUGAGGAACUCUGCGCAGGCCUCCCUGCCGAGUUCGCAAAGUAUAUGAGGUAUGUGCACGGCUCGAAAGAGAGACACCAGCCUGAUUAUCGCUACCUGCAAAAACUCUCCAGCAAUUUUUUCGGACGGCAGGUCUUUGAGAACGACAAUAUCUUCAAUUGGACGGAACUGGAGUUCCUCCGGCUGGAAGCGAUCGCCGAGGCCGAGGCAUCAGCAAUAUCGGGCAUUGUCGACGGAAAUUGUGGAAGUGUUGCGGUGCAGUGUGACAUUGCAGCCAAGGAGGUCUCUUCCGGGCCCUGUCAGACUGCCUGA
This is a messenger RNA of Cladophialophora immunda, 4095 nucleotides long. RefSeq lists its product as uncharacterized. NCBI's taxonomy places the organism in Eukaryota, Fungi, Ascomycota, Eurotiomycetes, Chaetothyriales, Herpotrichiellaceae. Gene Ontology annotation, molecular function: ADP binding; protein binding. The transcript is spliced from 3 exons. Bases 358 to 4095 code for a protein of 1245 amino acids. The record is from RefSeq and is a predicted model, not a curated record.